Molecule: messenger RNA, 243 nt
Organism: Cutaneotrichosporon oleaginosum
Lineage: Eukaryota; Fungi; Basidiomycota; Tremellomycetes; Trichosporonales; Trichosporonaceae
Biological process (GO): vacuolar proton-transporting V-type ATPase complex assembly
Source: RefSeq, a predicted model, not a curated record
AUGAACGUUUGUUUCUUCCUCUUGCUCAUUACGCUCUUUGGUCUGGCCGCCAUCACAAAUUGGGAUAAGCACGUACUCGCCCUGCUGGUUACCUCGACAAUCUUGUGGGCAGCAAUGAUCUGGUUCGUGAUGAUGAUCACGGCGGUGCAAACAAAUCCGGAGAACAUGCCCAACACGGACAUGACAAUCCCCUCGGACGGAGGAGACGACGCACUGCCGACCGAAACUCGCAAGGAUCAGUAG